Messenger RNA from Bursaphelenchus xylophilus (pine wood nematode), 3529 nucleotides. Lineage: Eukaryota; Metazoa; Nematoda; Chromadorea; Rhabditida; Aphelenchoididae. The record is from the annotation of a GenBank genome assembly.
AUGAACGACAGCACGGCGGGCCUGGCGCCACUCCCGGUCUGGCAUUCUCCUUACCAUCCGGCAUUGCAGGUCAGUUCUUUUUUGGACUUACGAUCCGUCAUAAUGAAAGGAAACGCCAUUUGGUUGAGAUUUCAACUCAUAAUUAAGCAGGCCGGCAUACGAAUGCCCUUAAGUCUCAUUUGAUUAAGGCCUCUGAGAAUAACAUGAAUAGAGGCUUUUAUUCAAUAAUUCCCGUUUUCAGGCCCUUAUAUGGAUUGUAGCAACCUUGCUGUGCCUCGAAACAAUCGUAGGGAAUGCCAUGGUUAUAAUCGCGUACAAACUGGAGAGAUCGAUCAGCAAGCAGGUACACAAGUGUCGAAAUAAAUAUACCUUUCAAGGUCAACAACAGAUAUAUAGUCUCUCUGGCAGUAUCCGACCUAAUCAUUGGUCUUGAAGGAAUCCCUUUGUUCACAGUGUAUGUUGUCAAUGGGGAUCGCUGGCCUUUAGGAUCAAUCGCCUGCGAGACUUGGCUCUUUCUCGACUACACUUUAUGUCUGGUCUCCAUCCUGACCGUGUUACUGAUAACUGCUGAUCGUUACAUGAGUGUUUGCCAUACAGCCAAGUAUUUGAAAUGGCAGAGUCCAACCAAGACGCAAGUCCUGAUUAUCUUCUCUUGGGUUUUGCCGGCUCUUAUCUUUGGAGUCAUGAUUUACGGGUGGUCCAUACUCAGCGGAGAGGAAGCUCGAGCUGAGGACAGCACUGAAUGUUCCGCUCCUUUCCUUUCAAACCCAUACGUAAACAUGGGGAUGUAUGUGGCCUAUUACUGGACUACCUUAAUUGCCAUGCUCAUCCUGUACAAGGUAGGAGCAUUUAUUUGUUCUCAUGCUUUGUCUGAAGCGGACAAGUCACGCAAUGCCCGCGAAGGGCGUCACCUUUGCCGGAAAGAAAAUUGUGCCGCAAAGAGAAGUAUUAUGUUACCAAGAAUCUUUGCGCUUAAUGAUUCUCUUCCAGGGUAUUCACAAAGCCGCCAAGAACCUCGAGAAAAAGGCCAAAGCCAAGGAACAUCGACACAUCGCGCUGCUUCUGACUCAACGUCUUGGCACUCAGGUUGUUACUUGUUCCCAAUUUUGUCCCUGUUCCCUUUUUAGCUUUGCCUUCUUAAGCUUCGCCUGAUCCGCUUUUUCGUUCUUUGAGCUUUGUUCCUUUAAUUAAAAGCUUCAGGUCGGCGUUAGUUUAAUGCUUCAAUCGAAACGAAGCGAUUCCGAAAGUCCCAAAAAUCAUCCGGCGGCAUAUUCGAAGAAACUGGAGGCUUCAUCGUUGACAAAUCCACCGUCCCAUGCCAAGACCGAGACGGAGAAUCCAAAUGUGAGCAUGUUUUAGUUUGUUUUGUGCUCGGCUAAUUAUAAUUUCGCUUCUUAACACCGCCCAAAGGCGCCUAUGCUCACGCCAUUAAGGCACGGUUAUCGUUAUCGUCUCCUCUAAUUGAAUCUUCGUACUCAAACGAUUGGAUUUCGUACAACCGACGGAAAAACAGUCGCCUCAUAGCAUCUUUAACAUGGACCCAACGUGACCGAUUGACAUGUCGGCGUCCAAAUCCCGGCGGGUUUAUAAAUCCAGAAUGAGCAGGAUCCCUGCGGCCCAGCUAAAUUAAUUUUUUAAAUCAAAUCAGAGGACACCUGAAUAUCGAGCUUCUUUCUCGUCCUAUAGGGGAGGAAAUCGCCAAAAAAUGAGCCACAAUUCGCGGAAGAAUUGCACGCUCCAUCGGCCGCGGCCUAUUAUGCAAUGCCGAAGAGAAAACAUAACCACAUUCAUAGGAAACGUCUUCCAAUACAUUUCCAGACAUAACCACGUGUUUUCAGAAUCCUGAAAACCUCAAUGAACAAGAACUCACGCAACUCAUCGAGGAGGUCCGGACUGAAGCCGGGCUCACCAAGCAUACUCACAUUGUAAAGCGGGAACCUCUCGCCUUCAAAAGAUUCACUUCGCCCACCAUGUCAUUCAGACGGAAGUCGAGGAAGCAUUCCUCCGUCAGAUCAGUCAAGUCGAAUCCCCUCCACAGUACGGGUCCCGAGUCUUCUGGCCAACCUCAGCAAUCAGCUGAGCCCCUCAAGACUGUAACAAAUGCAAAUCAGGUAACUAAAUUACAACGAGUGUGAUGGCCUCUUGCCGUGUGGUGUGGUCCAAUUUUAGAAGCUUCAUUGCCUACGUAAAGUCAUUUUACCUUUAUUUAACCCAGUUUACAGUACCCAGAUUCCACGGUAAUGGCUCAAUCAUACUCUAGAAUGUUUCAUGACGAAAGCUUAAGCUCAAUUUUGCAGUUCAAUCAGGCCAUUACAAUAGAAACCGAAGAAAAAGUGUUGAUCGAAACUGGUCAAGAAGAUCCACCGAGGGUAUGCCUAAUGCAAACAUGAUAUUUUUUGAUAGAUUAAGGAGAGCUGUAAACACGAAUGGGGAGAAAUGCGAGAAAGUGUGGUACCAAUGGCUACAGCAGAAACGGUGGAGACGCCAUUAGAAAACGGGUUCAAAACAUAUAAAGUUCAGAUUACACACAAUGAACAUACACAGAUACCUUGGUACACAAUCAUAUUCAGGAGGAUGAGGAGAAUGACGAGUAGACCCACAAAGUUUCGAUCAAGGACAAGUUCAAGGAGGAAGAGCAGCAAGAAAUUCUCCAGAUCACAAAGUGUCUCCAGUUCGGAUAGGUAUGUUUCCAAGGACAAUAAUUCUUAUUUUCAGUGAAUUCUCAUCAUGCGAUUCUCCGAAGAAAGAGCACAAGAAUUCUAACCAUGCAAUCAAAGAUCGAAAGAAUAAAACUUCCAUGGACUCCCAACAAAGCCCCAUUCAAAGCGGGGGCGAUCUUCUGGGACCAAGUUUAACGUAAGUUGCAAAGGAAGAUAUAAUUUGUAGACCUAAUAGAAAGAUCUCUAACAUCUCAGCAUUCACAAAAGACACAAAGGACCGGAUGUUAUCUUCGUUGUUCUCUCCCAUUUCCACUGCCUUGAAUCGAUCGAGAAAACGAACAAAGGCCGAGAGAAGAGCCCAUAAGGCCUUCAGAACCAUUACUUUCAUCGUGGGCUUAUUCGCCAUCCUUUGGUCUCCGUAUUAUGUUGUGGUGAGUUAUUCGGCCGGCGCCAUUCACACAAAUCACGGACCCUCGGGCAGUAAACUGUUCCAUGACUUCAUAGGCCGCUGGAAUAUCUUUUUUUGCCCUCCUGAUUGUAGUUGCAUUCCUCGCGGGAUACAUUCGACUGUUUUCCUACCCACAAUUCCCAAAAGAAUCCCCGAAUUGGCUCGGUCUAAAACUUUUCCGAACAAAAAAUCUUUUUUGGCCGAAAGUUAUGAGACAAGUGAUUGAAUAAAUAAACAUUUUCAGGCGACCGUCUACGGCUUCUGCAAGGGAGAAUGCAUUCCUUCGGUGUUGUACAACCUCUCAUAUUACAUGUGCUAUCUAAAUAGCAGUGGAAAUCCGUUUGCCUACGCUCUGGCCAAUCGCCAAUUUCGUUCGGCUUUCCUUAGAAUGCUACGCGGAAACUUCCGUCGGGUACCCUAG